AUGGCUGAACAAAACGUGGCUAUAAUUGGCUGUGGUGCGUCUGGUCUAACUAGCAUUAAAUCCUGUCUAGACGCUGGCCUGAAACCUGUAUGUUUUGAACAACAAUCUACUUUUGGAGGCGCAUGGAAUUACACGGACGAGCCUCGACAGAAUUUAGCAUCGGUCCACAAAAGCACUGUCACAAAUACGAGCAAAUUAGUAACAGGAUUUUCCGAUUUUCCUAUGCCUAAGGAAUUUCCAAAUUAUUUGCCUCAGAGGUUAGUGCGAGAGUAUUUCGAAAUGUACGGAAAGGAAUUUGACUUGGCGAAGUAUGUUGAGUUUAAUACGGAGGUUGUAAAGUUGGAGCGGAGCGCGGAUCACGGAGACACGGGAAAAUGGGUGGUUUCUACCAGGUAAAGUUGCCUCAAGCUUUGUGUUAAACUUUUUCAUACUGAAUAAUCCGUUUGCAUCUAAGGAUAUACAUUUGCAGAUAAAAAUAUUAUCUAUGCUAACCUUUGUUAAAACAGGUUUUUAAUGUGUACAACAAUCAAGUACUUCCCCAUCAAUUAAUUCUGCAUAUUUGCCACAAUUUGUCCAAAGUACACUAAAAUUAAGUUUUUACUACCAUAUGCCUAGUAGAAAAGUGUUUGUAUAAAUUGCUGUUUGCAUAAAACUUUGUAACACUUUUCACAUUAGGAUUCUAGACAGCACAAAUUCCGAGAUCACAACCAAAACAUUUGAUGCAGUUAUGAUAUGUAAUGGCCGUUACUGGGACCUAGCAAAGCCUAAUAUUCCAGGGAUGGAGAAAUUUAAAGGUGUUAUAGUGCAUAGUGGAGACUACAGAACGUUUCAUCCAUAUGUUGGAAAAAGAGUUGUUGUUGUUGGGUGUAGUCACUCGGCUGGUAUGUACAGAAUCUACCAAUCCAGGCUCAUUUUAUAUAUAUAAAGGUGUCAUAUCUUUCCUUACCAGUUUUUUGCACAUAAUUCUCAACCAUUAAUUAUUUGCAGAUUCACACUGAAAUUAUUUAGGGUGCCUGCAGAGGCGUAGCCAGCCCCAAGUGAGUGGGGAGGGUCUAAUCGCUCGGCCAUUCAGGGACAUGCUCCCCCAGAAAUGUUUUCUAUGGUUAGUGUUUAUACACAUCUUAUGAUAAUCUGAAAGCCAUUUUUGGUAUAUUUUAUGUCAUAGAUGAAAACAUUAAGAGGCUACAACCCCAGCAGUUUCUCACCAUUUUUGAAUAAAUUACAAAAUUGGUCCUGAAGAAAAGUGGGGGGCGGGGGUGUCAUGACCUACAGUACCUUCCCCCGUGAAUGAUAUAUCGUCAGUCUCCAGUUUACCAUAUUUGUGUUACUGUUUAUACAAACGUUUGAAAUUUGUGUGUAUACAAAAAAUUAUUAUUUAUUACUCUAUGUCUAACACCAGAACAUCAUCAAGGGGGGAGUGCUGGCACUCAAUGGAUUUGGGUUAAAAACACACCAAUGAUAUUUUCUUUCUUUAAACCAGUUGAUAUCGCUGUUGAAUUAAGUCAUCAUGCUGCCCAAGUCUACAUAAGCACAAGAAGUGGAUGUUAUGUUUUCACACGUCUUGGUCGUGGAGGACAACCUCUUGAUUUUAGUAUCUCCAGAGCAACUCAGCUUAUACCACUUGCAAUCCUGGCAAAACUUCUCCCUGGAUUGGUGAACAACAAAGUUGACUUUAGAAACUUUGGCCUUCAACCAACAGGCACCCUCGGUGUGAAUAAAUUUCCAAUUGUAAACGAUGAGAUUCAGCACCGUAUUAUAACUGGCAUGUUAAAAGUCAAAGGGAAUGUCAAGGAGAUUGCAGAAAAUUCUGUAACUCUCCAGGGGGGCGAGACAUUGGAUAAUAUUGAUGCUUUAGUGCUUGCAACAGGAUUUAAAUUGAAAUACUCAUUUGCAAAAGACAUCAUAGAAGUAAAGGAUGAUUUCUACACAAGUUUGUACAAGCAUAUAUUUUUGCCUGGCGACAAGUGGCAUACAUUGGCUGUGAUUGGUGCAGUGGUAGUUGAUGCGUCUACAGCCGCUGCCAGUGAAAUGCAAGCAAGGGUUGCCGCAGAAGUGUUUGCAGGUAGAUGUAGUUUGCCCAGUAAGGGUGAGAUGGAAAAGGAGAUUGCAAAACGGGAACAACGGUGGUUGAAAACUGGUGUGUCCAAGUACAAUUUUACACGG
This is a messenger RNA of Paramuricea clavata, 2163 nucleotides long. NCBI's taxonomy places the organism in Eukaryota, Metazoa, Cnidaria, Anthozoa, Malacalcyonacea, Plexauridae. The record is from the annotation of a GenBank genome assembly.